AAAUAUUGCUUAUUUAUAUAUUUUAAACUAAAAAUAAAUUUUUAAAGAUUAGAAUUCACACUACUAAGUAAAAUGGAAACCAAAAUGACGCGGAAGAAUACAAACUGUCGAAGCCUAUUUUAGCGUAGUCAACCACGCCGUGCAUUAGGAAAUAUUCGCAUCUAAGUCGGCGACACGAGCUGAGAAAGGUCCGAACACGAAAUUCAUAUCGCUCUCUUGUGAAAGUAAGUAUAUUUUAGUGUUCACUUAAUAAUUAACUGAAGAAAGUUUUUCUUUUACGUAUGAUUCAUUCUUCAAGUUAACUAUCUGUCAGUAUUACAGAAUACGAUUAAUUAAAUUUUAAUGAAUAAACUUUAUUUGACGCCCAACCACCCUAAUCUACGGCUAUGAUAUGUUACCGUAAAUCGUUGACAAUUUUUAGCGUUUGAUUGCGACAAUAGUCCGUUGUACCAACAUAGGUUUACAAAGACAAGCACUUGCAGACUUAAACUUACUUAUUCAAAUUCUGUGCACAAGAGGUAACAUAACAGGUAACGGAACGGCAUGGGUUUUCCAAGAGUUUUCCGUGCCCUAACAGCAGUGAGAUCAGUUUGGGGGAAUCCCAACAUUGGACUGAAUUGAACUAAACCAAUGGUCUGCACAUUCAUUAGUGAGUAAAUAGUAAAAAAAAAUCAGCAGUAGGAUGCUUCAAAUUUUUGAGAGCCAUAUUUAUUUUCAAGAACCAUGUUUUUCGAUGUAGAAGCUGUUUACUGUAGUUAGAUACUUCGAUAAAACAAGGGAGACUACUACUUUUUUUGUAUCGGAAAUGGGCGUUGGCGCCGAAAAAUCCGAGUUUUUAAUUUUCCUAUGUGUGUGUCUAUUUAUUAUUAAAUUAGUUCUUUGGACAUAUAUUUGAGUUCCGUUUCCGGCCUUAUAAUUUGGAAGACAUCUUGGCCUACAUUUCCAUCCAACUAAUUUGCUUUUUCAAUCGACCUUUAUUUUGGAAAUCUUUGGUAUAUAUAAGGCAUCUUCGCAUGCAAAAUUUUUUGUGAAAUAUAAAAUACAGGUCUUUCAUAUUAAAUCGUGUAAGGCAUCAGAUAUUGAUAUAUAUCUGUGCCAAUUCUCAUUGAUGUAGGUCGUGUCCCACGUUCGCUACGCUUCUCCCAGUGACCCAUAUCACCAUAAGUAAGGGGGCUCCACCUUAUUUCGACAUGGCGUGGGCCACGCCCCCUUUUUAAUGGCGGAAGUUGCCGAUACUUAAGAAAUAUUUAAUUAUUACCACUAUAUACAUCAAAAUAUUUGAUAACUUGUGUUUCAGAAUGCAUUUUGAAGACAUUUAAACUGGAAUGUUUUAAUUUGAGCUUUAAAAACUCUGUAGAGUCCAUAUUAUAAAUGAUCAGAAAUUUCCGUGUGCAACACGUUGUCAUUGGCAACCAUUCACAGCCACUUGCAUAACGGCUAUAUCGUAGUACUAUCUCAGAGUUUCAUUCAUAAGUGUUUGCCGUGUGCAAAAACUAUUAAACCAUUGGUCAGGGAAAGCUUUAAUUAAUUAUUCAUGUGCCAAAGUUGAAAGAUUAAAAUAAUCGACCCUAAACAGUAUUUUAGUGAUAAGGGAAUGCCUUAGCCUUAUAUAAACUAUAUAGUCAUUGCGUAUGACGCGAUCGGCGGAAUGACGUCACAGAAUGUGGAGAUGCAGUCCAUGUUAAAAAAGGACAAACCAAGUCGUACUUUAAAAAUUCAUAACUUUAAAACUACAACAGCUAAAAAUAUGAUUUUGGUUUUAUAAUUCUGUUUAAAAUUAGCUCUAUUCAACUGUGCCAUUGGUUUAUUUUUAAAAAAAUGUUUACAUUUUUGACCAAAGUAUCUACUGUAGUCUGGUCGAGCCGUACUCUGGUCGCUAAGGUUAAGGAGCCGCAAGGAUUUGCUGACCGCUCGAGUAGACCAACAAUUGGACCUGAAUGAUAACUCUCCCGUUCUUCACUGAGCAUUAUUAGGUCAAAAACAUCUGAUUCAUACUAAUCAUACAGUUAAAAUAAAAAAAAAUUUAAAUGAAAUUUUCCUUUCGGUUUUUAUUAAAAUUCAACUAGAUUCAGGAGAAAUAAGAAAUUAUCUUCGUUUAUACCGUACACUCAUGGUUAAAAGUGCUAUUUUUUAAAUUGGAAGACCAGUAUGCUAUUAAUUUCUAUACUGCAAUUUGAACUGGACAUUCAACAUUAUUUAUGGAGAGGGGAGACCCCUCCAAUUGAGUGAAUUUCUGGGGAGGGAAAAAUGAACGGAACUAUGGCCAGUAGUUAGCUGGGGAACCUCCAUGACUUAUAUACCGCUGAAGACCCCACUGGCCCUGUCAACUUCUUUUUUAUUUAUAUCCUUGCUUGUAUUACAAAUAAGUUUUGGGGUAAGAACAUCUCCCCGUUUUCAAAAUUAACUUGUAUAAAUCUUUUGAUCACCGAGCCAUAGACUGAGGACAGUAACCAGGGAAACGUCAUUUUCCUGUGGAGGACCCCUCCCCCACUUAUAUAGAAAAAUAAACAGUGUCAGGGUGUGGGAGACGCCUUCCCCCAAUCAAAAAGAUAUCUAAAAGAUAUCUUUUUACUAAAUCUUGUGUGCAUCCACAAUUUCUUAGAAUAGUACUUACAUUUUUCAUUUAUACCAACUUGUUUUUCAGAUGCCAGAAAUAAACUCUGCUGAGGAAAUGGAGGGGGAGAAGGAAACUUUUGCAUUCCAGGCUGAAAUUGCCCAGUUGAUGAGUCUAAUCAUCAACACUUUUUACAGCAACAAAGAAAUUUUCCUGAGAGAAUUAAUUUCUAAUGCAUCUGAUGCACUUGAUAAAAUUCGCUAUGAGUCACUCACAGACCCUAGUAAACUGGACAGUGGCAAAGACUUGCACAUCAGAAUCAUCCCAGACAAGGAGAACAAAACACUCACAAUUGAGGAUACUGGUAUUGGUAUGACAAAAGCUGACCUUGUCAACAACCUAGGUACCAUUGCCAAAUCUGGCACCAAAGCUUUUAUGGAGGCACUUCAAGCAGGUGCAGACAUAUCUAUGAUUGGCCAGUUUGGUGUAGGUUUCUACUCAGCCUACCUUAUUGCAGAUCGUGUUGUUGUUGAUUCAAAACAUAAUGAUGAUGAACAAUACACCUGGGAAUCUUCUGCUGGUGGAUCCUUCACUGUGGCUAUAUCCAGAGCAGCACCGUUGUCUAGAGGUACUAGAAUCACAUUGUUCAUGAAAGAAGAUCAACUAGAAUACUUGGAAGAGAAGAGAAUUAAGGAUGUUAUUAAAAAACACAGUCAAUUCAUUGGGUAUCCCAUUAAGCUGCUUGUAGAGAAGGAGCGUGACAAGGAAGUUUCUGAUGAUGAGGAAGAAGAAAAGAAAGAGGAAGACAAAGAAGAGAAAAGUGAAGAAGACAAACCAAAGGUAGAGGAUCUGGAUGAAAAUGAUGAUGAUGAAGCUGAAUCAAAAGAUAAGAAAAAGAAGAAGAAAAUUAAAGAAAAGUACAGUGAAGAGGAAGAGCUUAACAAAACAAAACCACUGUGGACCAGAAAUUCAGAUGAUAUCACACAGGAAGAAUAUGCAGAGUUCUACAAGUCUUUGACUAAUGAUUGGGAGGACCACCUCGCUGUGAAACACUUUUCUGUGGAAGGACAAUUGGAGUUCAGGGCACUCCUUUUUAUUCCUAAGAGGGCUCCUUUUGAUAUGUUUGAGAACAAGAAAAAGAAGAACAACAUUAAGCUGUAUGUCAGAAGAGUCUUUAUCAUGGACAAUUGUGAAGACCUUAUUCCAGAGUAUUUGAAUUUUGUGAAAGGUGUUGUAGAUUCAGAAGAUUUACCACUUAACAUUUCCAGAGAAAUGCUUCAACAGAGCAAAAUAUUGAAAGUCAUCAGAAAGAACCUUGUCAAAAAAUGUGUUGAGCUCAUUGAAGACUUGUCAGAAGACAAAGAAAACUACAAAAAGUUUUAUGAACAGUUUGCUAAAAACCUUAAAGUAAGUGUUUAAUUAUAUAUAUAUAUUUAUAUACCUAACAUACAUACAAGAAACAAAACCUGGCAGCUUUACCUUAAUCAUUUUUUAAAACUUUUUUAGGAAUUUUUGUAUGCAUUAGUGAAGCUUAAAUGUCAAUUUAAUUUCAGUUGGGGAUCCAUGAAGACAGCACCAAUAGAAAGAAGCUAGCAGACUUCCUGAGAUACUAUACAUCACAAUCCGGCGAUGAAUUGACCUCCCUUAAGGACUACGUUUCUAGGAUGAGAGAGAAUCAAAAGGACAUUUAUUACAUUACAGGUAUACCUUUUUAUUUUUAAUUUGACGACAGCCACUAAACAUAAUUAAAAAUUAUAUGAAGGUGGUAAAAAUGUUACCUUUACCGUCCGGAACCCAACCUUAUGGUUAUAAUUUAUAGAAGUGGUGACUCUGUUUAUAUUUAAACUAGGCUUGGACAACAGAUCUUUUAAGGAGCACUGAAAUUCGGUGCAUAUAAUCAAAUUUGAGUAUUAAUUACAUUUGAUUUUGGUUAUUAUUCCUAUAAAUCAUGCAAUAUAUCAACCAAAGUUUUAAAAAUCAUUUACCGACAACUGUAUAGGGAUUUAUUUUAAUUUUGGAAAAAGUUUUUAAAAAUAAUUUCAGUUACAAAGGUUUUUAGGGCCUUUGCCAAGUCAUGGAGAUACCUGACAAAUACUUUUAUAGAAAUAUGUUGCUGGAAUUCAAUUUAUUUAUAAAGGACAAAAAAACGUGCUAAAUCUGUAAUGAGCGAUGUAUAUUUUCAUUGUUAGAAAAUGUAAAGCUGUAUAUUUUCACUGUUAGAAAAUGUAAUGCUUGAAUUGUUUGCUAGGUGGAAUUAGUUGGUCCUGGCUGUAAAUAAAAUCUUAAAGGGCACUAUAGGGGAGGUGUGUGGGGAAUCUGUAAAGGUAUGUCUAAAUUUUAGAUAUUUGUUUACAGGUGAAACAAAGGAAUCUGUACAAAACUCAGCUUUUGUUGAGCGAGUUAAAAAGAGGGGCUAUGAAGUCAUCUACAUGAUUGAUCCCAUUGAUGAAUACUCUGUACAGCAGCUGAAGGAGUAUGAGGGAAAGAACUUGGUUUGUGUCACAAAAGAAGGUCUUGAAUUACCAGAGGAUGAAGCUGAAAAGAAACGUCUUGAGGAAGCCAAGUCACAGUUCGAAGGUCUUUGCAAAGUUAUGAAGGAAAUACUUGACAAAAAAGUGGAAAAGGUUAGUGCCGAAUUAUUUGAAUACAAAUCUGGGUUUUGAAUACAGAUUAGGGUUUUGUAAAUAGUUGUUGUACUUGUAGAACAUGGAACUGAACUGACUUUAGCUUCGCCAAAUUUCAGUUUUCUGAAAUGCAUUUAUUUCCAGGUGGUUGUUUCGAAUCGUCUUGUCACUUCCCCAUGCUGCAUAGUUACUUCUCAAUAUGGUUGGUCUGCCAACAUGGAAAGAAUAAUGAAAGCUCAAGCUUUAAGAGACACAAGUACAAUGGGCUACAUGGCUGCCAAGAAACAUCUUGAAAUUAACCCAGAUCAUCCCAUUAUUAAAACUUUAAAAGAAAAGGCUGAUGCAGACAAAAAUGACAAAGCUGUUAAAGACCUCUGUUUGUUGCUGUUUGAAACUUCCCUUCUUGCAUCAGGCUUCAGUCUUGAAGACCCCACCUCACAUGCUAACAGAAUUCACAGAAUGAUAAAACUAGGCUUAGGUAAGUUUAAAAAAAACCUGUUUACUUUUUGAACGAUUUUUUUACUUUUAAAUCAAAAUAGUUCAAUAAGUGACUGAAUUUAUUUUUAGUUUAAACGUUAUUGCUAUCAUAGCUUAAUUAUGCUAGUUUUGAUCAAUGUGCUGAAAUCUUGUUUAUUCAGACCAUGUUUCACAGAUUUGGGGGAUAAUAUGUAAAUGAGUGGCUAUAGUGAAGUAUGUUAAUGUGCAUGUAUUAAUAAACAGAUUGUUGAUUUAAUCGUUCCUUAUCUUUCAGGUAUUGAUGACGAUGAUGCUGCAUGUGGUGAUGCUGGAGCUGGAACUGAAGGUGCCAGCACAGAAGACAUGCCACCACUGGAGGGAGAUGAGGAUGAUGCUUCCCGUAUGGAAGAGGUGGACUAAUAUGCUGUGUACCAAAUUUUCACAUUUAACUUUUGAAAAGUUUGAUUUGAUGUAUUGUCAAAGAUCAGUGGUAUUUUUUCUUAGAACCGGUAUUAAGUUUCUCAUAUGUAUUUAGAUAGUAAAUUGCUGCCACACAGUUACAAUGGAUAAUUAAUCUUUGUACUCUGCUGGUUUUUUUAAAAUAUAUAAUACUCGCUGGUAUUCUAUCAUCAAAGUAAACAUUUCAGGUGUUAAAUUUUAAUAGUACUGCCAUUUUUCCAUUUCAUUUGUGCAAUUUUUCUUGAUGUUGAAAUUUUAUAAUAAAUGUUUAUAAUUUUGGAA
This is a messenger RNA of Lymnaea stagnalis (great pond snail), 6375 nucleotides long. The record is from the annotation of a GenBank genome assembly. Lineage: Eukaryota; Metazoa; Mollusca; Gastropoda; Lymnaeidae.